AUGGUAGUCAUGGGGGUGAUCGACACUUUACCAACAACGCGUCGGCUAAGCAGCCAUAAGAUUGGUGGAUCAGAGACUGGCUCCACACACACUCAUGAGAACACAGGGGAUCAGCAAAGCUGUGCCUUGGAGAGGAUUGAACCCGCUAUCUGUACUCCAGAGUUUCAGAUCAUGACAGAUCGUGAACUGUUAACAAUUGUGUCAAAGCGUGGGGUGCAAUCAGCUGUGCUACAGCAGGGGCCAUUAGGGCCUAACAACCCCGAUAAGUCUCAACUGAGCUCCUGUAAGGAGGAGAUAAAGCCCCCAAGCAGGGCAGGACCACAACUGUCACCUUCUGACUUCCUGGACAAGCUCAUGGGGAGAACGUCGGGAUAUGAUGCCCGCAUCAGACCCAACUUCAAAGGUCCACCUGUGAAUGUCACCUGUAAUAUUUUCAUCAACAGUUUUGGGUCCAUCACCGAAACUACCAUGGACUACAGGCUAAAUGUAUUUCUACGCCAAAAAUGGAAUGACCCUCGUCUGGCAUACAGCGAAUACCCAGAUGACUCCCUUGAUCUGGAUCCAUCCAUGUUGGACUCUAUCUGGAAACCCGAUUUAUUCUUUGCAAACGAGAAAGGAGCCAAUUUCCACGAGGUCACCACUGAUAACAAGCUGCUACGGAUUUUCCAAGAUGGAAGCGUGCUGUAUAGCAUCAGGCUGACUCUUACCCUGUCCUGCCCUAUGGACUUGAAGAAUUUCCCAAUGGACAUUCAGACCUGUACCAUGCAGCUUGAAAGCUUUGGCUACACCAUGAAUGACUUGAUCUUUGAGUGGCUGUCUGAGAACCCCGUUCAGGUGGCUGAUGAUCUCACCCUCCCACAGUUUGUGCUAAAAGAGGAGAAGGAUUUGGGCUACUGCACUAAGCAUUAUAACACAGGUAAAUUCACCUGUAUUGAGGUGAAGUUCCAUCUAGAGCGUCAAAUGGGCUACUACUUGAUCCAGAUGUACAUCCCUUCCCUCCUCAUUGUCAUCCUCUCAUGGGUCUCUUUCUGGAUCAACAUGGACGCUGCACCUGCCAGAGUGGGCCUGGGCAUCACCACUGUACUGACGAUGACCACACAGAGCUCUGGUUCCAGAGCCUCGCUGCCCAAGGUGUCCUAUGUGAAGGCCAUUGACAUUUGGAUGGCGGUGUGUCUUUUGUUUGUGUUUGCUGCCCUGCUGGAGUACGCGGCGGUUAACUUCGUCUCAAGGCAGCACAAGGAGUUCAUCAGGCUGAGGAAAAAGCAGCGGCAGCAAAGAAUAGAACUGACAACAUCAACACGCUACAGCUGGCUGUCAUAUUACAUGAGGAAGAUCUGCUCAUUUCAGUUCAGCUUGUUUCCAUGUCAGCCUGGGAGUGUUGAGUCGUUGCGAAAAGCGAAUGAUAACCCUGGUAACAACUCAAGCUACAGGAAUCUGAAUCAGCACUGCAGCGCCUGUGCCAGGGAGGAGGAACUGAUGAGGGAGAGCCGUGGUUUUUACUUCCGGGGUUAUGGACUGGGUCACUGCCUGCAGACCAAGGAUGGUGCCGCUGUGGAAGGGGCCACUGUGUUCACCCCCCCACCUCCGGUUACCUUGUACGACGGGGAGGUGCUUCACAAGCGCUUUGUGGACCGGGCCAAGCGCAUUGAUACCAUCUCCAGAGCUGUCUUUCCCUUGAGCUUCCUCAUAUUCAACAUCUUCUACUGGGUCACCUAUAAAGUGCUGCGACACGAGGACAUCCACGCAAAUUUGUAAAACGUUCUCUACCAACCCCAGAUGCUACAUUUUAGUUUUUUUUGUUUUUUCUCCUCAGAAAAAAAACAAACCAAAACUGCCUGUCAGAUCUACAUUACAGUGAGGUAAUGCGUCAAGAGGCAGAUCUGCUUCUUAAAACCACUGCUAAAAGCUUUGUGCUCAGGUGCGUCUUCAGGAUCUCAGACGAAGAUUGAUUAAGAGGAAAGACAAGGUGAAGCUGCAUGGAUUCAGGCUGGCGUUGUCUGAGACUGCCCUCUCGUAUCUGUCUGAGUUUGAUUUGUCCGGAUUACAACAGAGACAAAAACACUGCUGGUACUUGUGAGUUCAUGAAGUUUGUUUGAGACGAGGAGAGUUCAGAGAAGUCAGUGUUGAUCCUGGCUGGAUGAGAUAUACUGACUUGAAUUUUGACACUACGCAUCUCUGAAUGAAUGUUUUUGAAAAUUAAAAAAAUACUGCGUUUUUUUACACCUUUAGAUUAUCAAAUGGGUACAAACGGGUUUGGGGGAGGAAAGGGUCUUUAAUAUUCAUGAAUAUUCAAUAAGUGGUGAUAAUUCAGUUUACCUACUUGUAACAAGAGAUUAUAUAUAACAGUGUAUAAAGUGUAUAUAAACA
Messenger RNA from Xiphias gladius (swordfish), 2367 nucleotides. It is a transcript of the gene glra4a, whose product is annotated as glycine receptor, alpha 4a. The record is from RefSeq and is a predicted model, not a curated record. Gene Ontology annotation, cellular component: neuron projection; synapse; plasma membrane. The transcript has 13 exons. Gene Ontology annotation, molecular function: transmitter-gated monoatomic ion channel activity; glycine binding; chloride channel activity. The coding region runs from base 1 to 1755 and encodes 584 amino acids. Gene Ontology annotation, biological process: nervous system process; signal transduction; chemical synaptic transmission. NCBI's taxonomy places the organism in Eukaryota, Metazoa, Chordata, Actinopteri, Istiophoriformes, Xiphiidae.